GAUGUCAUAACCUCGUUGGCGGCGACUUACGGCUCUGCCAUUCCUACUUUAUUUACUUUAAUAAUUCUGUAUUAAACUUGACGAACAGCGAAAAUGUUGACGCUGCGCCGUGGAGAGCAGUUGCGUGCGCGUCUCCAUGCAGUCUGUCGCCGCUACUUGGCCAUCAAAGCGGAGCCCAAGGCUGUGGCCGUCGCUGAUUCGGAGUACAGCGCAGAGCCGGAGUAUCCACCAAUUCGGGAUACCAGUUUUAAGGCACGCAAGGCGCAAACGGCUGCCGAGUGGCACAGUGAGAUACGUGAGGUGGCCACCGUUGAGGAGAAAAUGAUAAAAGUAAAUAUGCCGCGUUAUUAUGGUUACAAGGUGGUGGAUCUCACCGACUCCUCCGUGCCCUACAAUGCCCUGCCGCUGACGCAACACUACACGCGCACUGUGCUGGAGGAGCUGCCGUUAUUGCAGUCCACAACGGAGUCCGACAACAAGGCGAAGAUGGAUGCAAUUGUGAAGGCGGCACGUGAGGACGUUAUUGAGGCAUUGGAAUACGCUCACGAUCUCUACAAGCAUCAGCUGACGCUGCUGCAGACGCCACCAGAUGCCGUGACACGGGAACGACAAUUGACACAGAUCAUCUUGGAGCAGAUUAAUCGAGCUGCUUUGCAGGUGCUUAGCGCGGACUACGCGCACCUGCAGGAUAUCGAGAUUGAUUACAAUCCACGCCACGAGGCCUUUUGGGCAGUCGGUGGCGUCGAUCCCCCCAAGAAUGUUGUCAAAUCGAAAAAGGGCCGAGAAUGGCAGAAAGAAGAUGCCAACGACAGUGUGGACCGUCUGGUGCAAUACACCGGUGAGCCGUACCUGGCGCUGCGCCAUCGCCAUCAGCUGCCGACGUGGAGGACAAACGAGGAGAGCGAGAACCUGGCGCUGGCCAAGCAGCUACCACGAUAUAAGCACGAUGCACGCACCUUGGGCUACAGCACAAAGCAUCAGCAUGCGAUUAAUGUGCCCGGCUAUUGGCCCAGUGCCAAUGCACCCAACUUUGGCCUGCUCUCGUUCCAGUCGCGUGCCCAUCUUCAGCUGCGUCCCAAAUCCUAUGGGGAGCGUGAUGAGCAGGAGGCAUUGCAUGCACUGGCAAUUCAAUCAUCUUAUGCCUGGCUGCUGGCACAGGCUAAUUACAAUGGCUUCAAUACCUACAAUGAGUUGACCUAUCCGCUGAACACUCAGACUGUGAUCACCAAUGGACGCGACUGGAGUUUCUACGAGUAUCAGCUGAAUACACUGCUCAUUCAUGGUUCAAAUGUCGAUGAGAAUCGCCGUGUGAAUUUCUGUCGCGGCACAGCAGCACAGCCACUGUAUGCUGAAAUCUCGCCCGAGGGUAAAUGUGUGGACUUUAAUGAGGCGACGCUGCGUCAGUUGCUCAUCCUUUACAGCAAUGUGCCCAGCAUUCAACGUACUGCAGAUGAGCUGCUUCCCUAUGUGAAAGGACCGACGCUGCGUCGUGUCGCCGACUACGAGCACGCGGAGAAACGUGAAUUUCUUGAGCAAAUGUUCAAGCAUUUGGCGUCUAAGCGACAGCGUCACUUGGAGCUGCCUGAGAUCUACAUGUGGGAGAAGCUCUACAAGAUCGAUAACAGCACACGCAACAUGGAGGCGCGUCGUCGUUUCUUUGAGUUGGACAUUAAUCCGUGGCGUCGCACACUCGACCAGCACGACAAGGAGUAUGUGCCGCGUGCGGUGCGGCCGGGUGGACGCAAGGAUCGCGAGGGUCGCUUCAAGAAAACCUACUAUCCAUAAACACUACUGUUGUCCCAUUAAUAUUUUUUCUUUUUUUUUAAUUUUAAAAGUGUAGCAACUAUUAAUUAAAAUAAAAUUGUUUUGUUGUACAAA
Molecule: messenger RNA, 1878 nt
Organism: Drosophila innubila
Lineage: Eukaryota; Metazoa; Arthropoda; Insecta; Diptera; Drosophilidae
Gene: mRpS30
Product: 28S ribosomal protein S30, mitochondrial
Exons: 2
Coding region: 94-1785 (563 amino acids)
Biological process (GO): translation
Cellular component (GO): ribosome; mitochondrion; mitochondrial large ribosomal subunit
Molecular function (GO): structural constituent of ribosome
Source: RefSeq, a predicted model, not a curated record